Molecule: messenger RNA, 708 nt
Organism: Microtus ochrogaster (prairie vole)
Lineage: Eukaryota; Metazoa; Chordata; Mammalia; Rodentia; Cricetidae
Gene: Fam3b
Product: FAM3 metabolism regulating signaling molecule B
Source: RefSeq, a predicted model, not a curated record
AUGCGUCCCGUUGCUGCAGGUAUUUUCAAGGCACUAGUGUUUAUUUUCUCCUCUCUGUGCGCCUGGUAUUCUGGGUACUUGCUUGCGGAGCUCAUUCCUGAGGUGCCCCUGUCCAACACCCUCUACAGUAUCCGGAGCAUUGGAGAGAGACCUGUCCUCAAAGCCCCAGCCCCCAAAAGGCAAAAAUGUGAUCACUGGGCCCCGUGUCCUCCUGACACUUAUGCCUACCGACUGCUCAGUGGUGGUGGCCGAGACAAGUAUGCCAAGAUCUGCUUUGAGGAUGAGCUGCUGUUAGGAGAGAAGACGGGGAACGUGGCAAGAGGGAUAAACAUUGCUGUCGUCAACUAUGAGACUGGGAAGGUGAUAGCAACAAAGUUCUUUGACAUGUAUGAAGGUGAUAACUCUGAGCCAAUGGCCAAGUUCAUUCAGAGCGCCCCUUCUAAGUCCCUGCUGUUCAUGGUGACCCAUGAUGAUGGGAGCUCCCGAUUGAAGGCCCAAGCAAAGGAUGUUAUAGAAGCUCUUGGAAGCAAAGAAAUCAAGAACAUGAAAUUCAGGUCAAGCUGGGUGUUUGUUGCAGCAAAGGGUUUUGAGCUCCCUUCAGAAAUCGAGAGAGAAAAAAUCAAUCACUCGGAUCAAUCCAAGAACAGAUACUCGGGCUGGCCAGCAGAGAUCCAGAUUGAAGGAUGCAUACCUAAAGGGCUGGGAUAG